Messenger RNA from Capsaspora owczarzaki ATCC 30864, 2308 nucleotides. RefSeq lists its product as hypothetical. The coding region runs from base 57 to 2210 and encodes 717 amino acids. The transcript is spliced from 4 exons. Lineage: Eukaryota; Filasterea; Ministeriida; Capsasporidae. The record is from RefSeq and is a predicted model, not a curated record.
AGUUUCUUUUUUUGCUUUUUGUUUUUUUUUUUUUUCCAUCAACAAACAAAAAAGCAAUGGCGCGGCGCGGGUCGCGUGGAGGCUGGCGUGGUGGUGCACGCGGCGGUGGCCGUGGAGCAGGACGCGGCGGUGUGGGCGGACGCGGCGGCUGGCGUGGCGGGCGAGGCGGAGCAGGGUACGCGCGUGGCGGCCUUGGGACGGGAUUUGGCUCGGCCGCGCGGGCUGGGACGGUCGCUGUCGGGCGCAUCCUGGGCGCAGGCAACGGCACGACGGCGGCACUCAUCCACCAGCUCAUCCCCUUCGACGACGGCGGGGCGAUCGCGACCGCAACGGCGGCGGCGGCAGCGCGAGCGGUCCACGGCGGUCUCUCGCUCAUCCGGCCGCAGCUGCGAUCGCUCAAGCACGUCCUGCCCAAGCGACUCGCGGUUCGGCGGCUGUACAGGUGCCAGUGGCGUGGCUGCAACGCUCUGUGCGCAAACGUCGUCUGGCACUUGCUGCGGGAGCACGGUUUGGCUCAUCCAGCAGCUGCUGCUCCACCAUCAACCAGCGUGCCGCGGGUGCCGCCUCAAGGAGAUCAAGGUGAUCCGGAGAAUGAUGCAGCGGGCAGCGACUCCAAUGACGAUGACGACGAAACCCGCGCUCACGAUGCCGAGCUGCUGCGGCGCGCAGUCUACGUGUGCCAAUGGGGCGAUUGCGCCGAAUCUCACCAGCGCUUUGAAAGCAGACUCGAACUCCAAGCGCACUCGCACGGCCAUUGCAAGUCCAUUCGACCAGUGGAGAUUGUGACGCGCGCGGCCAAUGUGACGCAGGAGUCGCUGUCCGUCGACAAGGCCGCUGCGGCCCACCCGACGAACGGCGAGAGCAACUCCAGCGAAGCAGUAGCUCCUGCCAAUCCUCCCGCUCUGUCAACUGCAUCGGCAAUGCAGAUUGAUGCUGCCCCGACUCCAGCAACAGCGUCGGCUGCCAGCUCGGAAAUGAUGCAGCAGGAUCCUGACGCCCGAGUGGUGCUCGUCCGCCCACCUCGCGAAGCAGACGACACUCCGUUCGAAAGCGUAGAGUACACCGAUUUGAGUGUUUUGCUCGACGACAGCACGCCCUUGACGGGCGAGGUGGUCUGGGCGUUUUCUCCCUUCAAGCACAUUGACCACUGGCCGGCCAAGAUUUUAAACCCACACGAGUACACUGGCUUUGCGCCGCCAGUGACCAGUGCAUCCUUCGGCGCUCUGCUCGUCUACGUGUUUGGCAUCAACCGGUUUCAAUGGCUGACCGAAGAUUACAUUUUGCCGCUAGAGGAGUACUGGCGAACGCUCGUGGCCCCGGCGAAUUACUCGUUCCAAUUCCGCCUUGCUCUCAUGCAGGCGCUGGCCGGGUCGAGACAUCCAUUUUACUUUGGCCGCAUCGUCGGAUCGCGCAAGGUGACCACCCCAAUCGUCGCGUCUGUGGCGAAAGCCGUUCCAGCAGAUCUCAAGGUGUCGCUCCACUCGGCGUCGUCGUCCACGUCGUCCAUGCCGGAUCCCGACGAUGAGCUGCAGAUUGACAGCAUCACCAUUCCUGGCCCCACCUUGGCCAAUACUGUGCCGCUGUACGCGCUCAAUGCCAUCUCCCGAGAGUACCUGGUGACGUGGAAGCAUACCCGCUUUGCCUCGUGGGAGCCAGCGCGUCUGCUCUCUUGCAGCUGGAUUGUCGACUACGAGGCGGACUUCCCCGAAGAGUUCCGGUCGCGCGAGAGCCUCAAGAUUCAUCAGAUCACCGACCGCGCCACCCUGCCGGAAAUUGUAAGCCGUCUGGCGACGGACGACGCGAGUGGCGUGCUCCUCGAAGCGAGCACCAUGGCAAGCAAUGUGCGUGCCGAGAUUGCCGCUGCUAUCGCCGCCGCUGCCGCUGCAGAGGCCAGUUCAGAGGCAACCGCGGUCAACGUCAGCAGCCUGGACUCUGGCGCUGGCAGCAAGCGGGACUCGCCCGAGGACGCCAGCAGCAACCGCAACCGUGCCGCUCGGUUGCGGGAUGACGACUAUUCGAUUCGCGCCGACGAGGCUGAGGACGAGGACGAGGAGGAAGAAGUUCACCAAGACGAAGAGGAGGAGGAUUCUGACGUCUACGAAGAGGAAGACGACGAUGACGACGAUUACCGUGGCUCGCGGCGGCCAGCGCGCGACCGUGGCCGAGGUCGUGGCCGUGGGGCUUAUCGUCGUGAUUUCGAAGGUUACUAGUAGCGUGUUUUUUGUGUUGUAUUUUGUCAGGAUUACAUGUACUGUAUCUAUCGCAAUGAAAUCAGUGCGAGAGGUCUGUUUUGGUUUUUUGCCGCCCA